GGACCGCGGCCGCCUUCCCGUCUUGCCUUGGUGCCGCUGGCCGUUGGCUUUCCGUCCGGGCGCGCGGGGUGUGGUGGUCGCCAUCUUGCGCCGGCUUGCUGCGCUUCGCGAGGCGCCGCCAUGGAGACAGAUGAUACAGGAAAUCGACUGCGGUUCCAGCUGGAGUUGGAAUUUGUUCAAUGUCUAGCUAAUCCAAAUUACCUUAACUUCCUUGCGCAGAGAGGCUACUUCAAAGAUAAAGCUUUUGUGAAUUAUCUUAAAUAUUUACUUUAUUGGAAGGAACCUGAAUAUGCAAAAUACCUAAAGUAUCCUCAGUGUCUGCAUAUGUUAGAGCUGCUCCAAUAUGAACAUUUCCGCAAAGAACUGGUAAAUGCUCAGUGUGCUAAAUUUAUUGAUGAGCAACAGAUUCUUCACUGGCAACACUAUUCACGGAAAAGAAUGCGCCUCCAGCAAGCACUGGCAGAGCAGCAGCAACAGAACAACACCUCAGUAAAAUGAAAAACGUUCUCCAGAGUGACAAGGUUGUACUUUGUAUCACUUCAAGUACUUACAACAGAGGACUCUUGGUAGGUUUGGCUGUGUGUACAUAAAAUAUAUAAUUUUGCCUCAUUAUUUCUAUUGCUAAGGUCUUCCUGAUUUAUAAAGUCACUAGGCUUUUUUUCUUGUAACUUGUACCAAUGUUUUAAAGAUGUAAGACUAACAACUUCAUACUUCUGUAAUUUAUUCUGUAGCAUGAACAAUCUCAAAAGAGUGUUAUUACAUGUCUUUGUUGCUCUUGAAAAUAAAAUGUAGGGUUUUUUAGGGCACUGCCAUUUAAGUAUCUAAUGAAAAAAGCAUAGUUUAAAAGUCUGGUUUUAAGAGGCAUGUCUCAAGGUGUUGCUAAGAACCCCCUUGUGUACUGCUUUUUACAACUGCAAGAUGAGCAAAGUUAAAGUGAAGAUACACAAAAUCUACAAUGUGGAUGUUUGCCUUGAAACAGCUGAGGUAUAACUUGCCAUUUCUGUUUACCUGGUAAUCAUUGUUGCAAUGAGUCUUGCAGAGUUUUGCUUAUAGUAUAUUUUAGAGACAGAAAUCAAAGUGUGAAGACACAAGGACUGCAGGACUGGAGCAGAGUUCAGUCAUAUAAACCUUGCAAACAGAUAUUAGGGAAAUACUAAACAAUGUAGAGAGAGAGGCUGUAGCUGUAUUUAUUUCAUUAAAGUCAGUGUAUUUUAAUGGAAUACACGUUUUACUUUCUGCUAGUGAAAUACUAGAUGCUUCUAAGCAAUUUUUUUCCUUCUUAAGAUACAUGGAUCUUAGCAAUGACAGGGAUUUAUUUUUCUUGCUUUCAGAUUGCAUUCAAAUGAGUUUAGUUUUGUGUAAUGAAGAAUAAAAUGUAGCAUCAAGAAGUAGCAGAACUUCUAGGCUUUAGGGACUUUUACAUAAUGUGACUUGUCAGUUAAAAAUACAGUUUAUUGAACUAAGUUAAAAAUACAGUAUAACUUGAAUAUUCUGCAUUUAAAGUUUAGACAAUUUGCUCUACCUUUCUAGGACUAUUUUUUCUUUUCUAGAUAUAUUCAGAUAAUACCCCUUCGUGCUAUAUUUUAUAUUAUUCUAAGAGCAGCUACUGUAACCAUUAAAUUUCAGUGUGUGACCAGUAAUACCAAGACUGUUAACCUUCAGGUCACCAUACUUAGUUAAUGGCUUAUGUGUUUAGUCUAUCUUAGGUGUUGAAAAUCUGUCUUAAUGCCUUUAGUAGCUAUGUAAAGUCUGCUUUAGGAAGAAUAAACAGAUUCUUCUCUUUC
Messenger RNA from Rhea pennata, 1784 nucleotides. RefSeq names its product mediator complex subunit 31 (gene MED31). Gene Ontology annotation, biological process: regulation of transcription by RNA polymerase II. The record is from RefSeq and is a predicted model, not a curated record. NCBI's taxonomy places the organism in Eukaryota, Metazoa, Chordata, Aves, Rheiformes, Rheidae. Gene Ontology annotation, cellular component: mediator complex; core mediator complex. Gene Ontology annotation, molecular function: transcription coregulator activity. Bases 121 to 498 code for a protein of 125 amino acids. The transcript is spliced from 4 exons.